This is a messenger RNA of Cheilinus undulatus (humphead wrasse), 4698 nucleotides long. RefSeq names its product La ribonucleoprotein 4Ab (gene larp4ab). The transcript is spliced from 15 exons. The record is from RefSeq and is a predicted model, not a curated record. Lineage: Eukaryota; Metazoa; Chordata; Actinopteri; Labriformes; Labridae. Gene Ontology annotation, cellular component: cytosol; cytoplasmic stress granule. Gene Ontology annotation, molecular function: mRNA 3'-UTR binding. Gene Ontology annotation, biological process: positive regulation of translation. Bases 403 to 2613 code for a protein of 736 amino acids.
CAGCCUGUUGGGACGGACGGUUGCAGACAGAGGACGCAGCUGUCACAUGCUGGAUGAGCGGAGCUUCGAAGCACAACUGCGGGAUGAGGAUCUGAACAGAGGGGCAUAUCGUCAAAAGAGAAACAGAUGUUUUUACUAAGUAGUAGUCGGUGUCGUAAAAUAGAGGGUUUUAAGUUUGGACCUUGCGGACGGACUGUUUGUACCGGAGUACGUUUGGUCGUUUAAAGAACGUUACCGGGGAAACGGUAGUUCAGUGGCGAGAGCAACGAAGGAGCACUUCACUCAAGUGCGGCUGGUGUAUUUAUAGUGUCGAAGCAUUUACUGGAAAAGUUUUACCUGCGGCGUCUUCAAUCUCUGGGGAGAGAAGAGGACAUCAUAAAAAAAAGCAAGGACCAAGGCAGCAUGGUUACCACCAAGGGAACAGGCCUGAACCCCAAUGCUAAAGUGUGGCAAGAGAUCCCUGCCCACCAGAAUGACAUCCCAGAGGGGACAGAUGACUCUCCCUGGCUCCUGACACACUCUCCUCCUGCUGAGAUAACUGGAGGUUACUCAGAUGUUCCCUCUUCAGGGGGUAAAGGAUAUGACACUGAAUAUCCUGACAGCACUGCUGACUAUGCCCAUGUGCCUACAGAGGGAACUGUGAAUGGCACUGACCAUGCUGAUGAGGGCUAUUUAGUCUUUGACUCACAAUGUGAUCCAGCCAUGGAUGGUGACAUUUUAAAGGAACAACCAAUGACCGAGGAAAACCUCAGAGAGUCUUUGAGGAAACAGCUUGAGUUCUGCUUUUCAAGAGAGAACUUAACUAAGGACCUGUACCUGAUAUCCCAGAUGGACAGUGAUCAGUUUGUUCCAGUCUGGACCAUUGCUUGCAUGGAGGAUAUCAAAGCCCUUACCACUGACAUGGGCCUGAUUCUGGAUGUACUGAGAGCCUCUCCUAUGGUGCAAGUUGAUGAAACUGGAGAGAAGGUUCGGCCAAACCACAGUCGCUCCAUCAUUAUUCUGAGAGAAGUGCCAGAGACCACACCUGUUGAGGAAGUGGAGGCUCUUUUUAAGAGUGAAAAUUGUCCAAAAGUGUUGAGUGUUGAGUUUGCACAUAACAGCAACUGGUACAUAACAUUUCAGUCAGAUAUGGAUGCACUGCAGGCUUACAGAUACCUGAGAGAGGAAGUGAAAAUGUUUCAGGGAAAGCCAAUCAUGGCUCGAAUUAAAGCUAUCAACACAUUUUUUGGUAAAAACGGCUUCCGCAGUGUGGACUCAUCAGCUUACAGCCAGCAUGCCCAACCACAGGCUCAGUAUGGUUCUCCAGUGUACAUGCAGCAGGUGUACAGCCCUCAGCAGCAGUACCCUGUGUACCCUGUGGUGUCUCCUUCCUGGAACUCCUCAAUCAUGCCUUACUUUGAAACACCACUGGCACCUUUCCCACACAGUGGAUUUCUGAAUGGCUUCAACAACACUGGAAACUACAAAGCAAACUCAGGCUCUAUCAACACUCAGCGACCCUUGAGCAGAAACCGAAACCCUGUCAAAGGCCCUCCCAGGCAAGGAGACAUUCCAUCUCUUUUUUCUUUGACUCCGGGGACCCCAAAGGACGGUCUGUCUGAUCACUCAAGUCAACAACCCCUCCAGACAUCAGGAGCACUAACUGGCACCACUUCAGUGACUGUCUCUCUGCCAUCUUUAAGCCUUAAAGACACUCCUCCACAGGCCACCAUUCCCAAUGGAUAUCUAAGUGGAGCUGGACGGGGCAGGAGAGUUAGCCAGAGAAGCAUGCGGAGGAAACGAGAAGAUGAACAUAGCACGAAGCCUGUCCCUUUGAUGGAGACUAAGGUCCCUUCUCCACCAAAGUUUGACCUGGCAGCUUCUAAUUUUCCACCUUUACCGGGUUCUGUGGUUGGCAUACGGGAAGAAACAACACCAGAGAUGCGCCUGUCUGAUGUUGUACGGGGCCUGAAGGCAACCAACAAGUCCACUGGUCAGGAGGUGAAUGAGACCUGUCCAACAAACACUGCUGAGCAUGAUGUGAACAAAGGUGAUUCUGUUGCUGCACCUAUGACCCCACACACAGAGGUGGCACAAUCUAUUCCAAGUGUUGGUCCAUCAGUAAAGGAAGAAGACAAAGCUGAACCAGUUCCAGAAAGGAAAAUCUCCACAUCUUCUGAACAUGCCCCCUCCACCUGUUGCCAGUCUCUUUUUUCUGAAGCACCUCCAUCACCUCCCAUUUCUGCAUCAGAACAGGGGUCAAGGAAGCUCAGCUAUGCAGAAGUGUGCCAGAGGAUGGCCAAGGACCCGCCACCAGCCCAGGCACCCUCUCCCUCCCCUCCAGCCUCUUCAGCCAGCCAACCACUCCAAGAGCUCAAGGUGAACAGAGUUGAGGAGCCUCGACCUAACUCCAGGCGCACUGCAGACAAACCAGAGAAAUCCGGACACGGCCGUCCUUCUCGUCAACCAUUACGCUCCUUCUCAGGGGCAAACGGACAAUCUAGAGUCGCAGGUGCAGGGCAGAAGAUUCGGGAGCAUCAGAGAGGCCUCAAUACUGGCAAACAGUUUUCCCCUCAACGGGGUGCCAGACGCAGUGGCAAAGAACAGAACAUUCCCCCAAGAUCACCAAAAUAAUUCAGAUGAAAAUAGUUGGAGAAAUGUGUAAAUAUAUAUGUAAAUAUAUAAAAUAUGUAAAUAGAAAAAUUGAUAUAUUUUGUUUGACAGAGGUCACUACUCUUAAAAAAUGCAAACCUCAAUUUGCAUUUCUGGCAAAAAAACAAGUAGAUCAUCCUAAAAGAAAAAAUAUAGACAGCUGAAAGAGUCACAGACAUUUUAGGAAAUAUACCUAAACAAAUUUUAUUAUGACAUCUUCAGACAUCUCUAUAAAUGGACAUGUUCUGUAGGGAGAUUUUGUGUGUGCUUGUUCUGUAUGUGUAUUGAUGAUUCAAAAAAUGGUGGAUCUCGAUAGUUUGAGGUGUAAGGUAUUGCAACAGUUGCAAAGUGUUUCUAUCCAUAAUUUCUUUAAGGCACAUUUGACGUCUUAGUAAAUAUUUGUUGGAGGCAUGUCUCAUCUUGAGCUUUUAAUGUUUUUCCCCCCUCUGAAACGUACUGAUCAUGAUCAUGGGAGUAUGAACUGUUAUUAAGGGGGUAGUUUAGGUUUCUUUCAGUGGGAUUCUCCACAAAUCAUCCUUGCUCAUACUGUGUUAUAAAUUUUGGAAAGUUGCAUGAUGUAAAGAUGCUGUUUUGGCAGCAGUCUCUUUGUGAUACAUAUAAAUUCAGGGCAUGAAUUGCCCUUGGUUAAGUAUUCAGCCAAGUAGUGUUCUGUUGCUGAGGGAAAUCAGGUAUAAGGAGAUGCAGAAUGAAUCCCUGCAUCUCUAAAGAUUAAUUGGUUUGAUGAAAUCUUUGGCUUCAGUGUUGGCUUUUUGCAAAACUGCCUCACUUUAACUAGGAGUUGUUAACACUCUCAAGGGUCACCUUCAAGUCACUGAGAUGUAGGAUGUGGAUGAUUGUAUAUCGUCAGAAAGUUUCUUAGGAGUAGGAUGGUAGAUGUUGGAGAACCAGCCAUCUCUUUGUGACCAGUACUAGAUUUGCUUAUACAUAUUAGAGAACCUGACUGGUGUAACGAGCAAUGAUAGUUAGUAUCUGAUGGCCGCCACUGUGUCAGCUUUGGACAUGGAUUCCUGUAUCCAUUUUGCAUUUCAUACAGGAGGCUUCUUGUGAAUGUAUUUCUUCUGGCAUGAAACCACUUUGAAGCUCUGUUUAGUAGAUUUUUAAGUGGAUGCUUACCUUGCUUUUGUUUUUAAAGAAUUUCUUCCUGCUGUAGAAAAGUUAAAUUUUCCUACAGAUGAUGUUUUACUUUUUAUUGCAUUUAGUGUUUGUGUGAAGUUUUCAACUGUACAACUUCUGAUCAAGAAAUGUUUUACUCACACUUGAAUCAGACACCAAUCAACUCUUGGCUUAACAGUAAACAGAACAUGCCUGCAUGUGUAGUGAUGUGAUUGAAAAUGCACUACUUUUUGAUCUCAAGGCUUUUGGUUAUUUCAGCAGUAAGAUUUGAAAUGUGUUGUAAAGAAAUGUUUAGUGAGUGCUUAACCAUGUCACCUUAAUUGUCUUGUUUCUGCAAAGGAAAAAUGGGAGUAAUGUAUUUUGGCUUAGAUAAAUGUUUUGAGUCCCUCUCAAUGUUAAUUGAUUACAUUUUAAAGUUUGUUGUAUCUCAUUAUCAUUUGUACAGUUGUUUCUUUGUUGUGUCUAACAUUGUAAAAAUGUGUGCAAGAGAAAAAGCUUCUGCUGAGACUUAAUGUAAUUAUUAAUCCAAUCCAAACCUGCAGUGCCUUUCCAUUUUCUUUCACUGUAAAGGGCAAAAGAGUGAGCACAUCAGUUCUUCACACUGAAUAAAGCUAGCCACUUGUUAGUUACAGUCAGCUUUUGAACUUGGAGACACUAAACCAAAUCCUGUUCAUUCUUAAUUUCAGUUUCUACUACAAGCAGUUGCAGGGCUUGGGCUGGUUUGAGUGGAGCUUAUUUUGUGUGUGCAUGCCUGUAUAUUCUGUUAAGUGUUAUCCAUUUUUGUAAACUUGUCAAUGCAGUUAUAGUCUUAAAAUUGUGCAGAAAUGCUCACAUCAAACAUGGUAUUGAUAUAUGCAGCCAAGUACACAAUUGUUAUUUAGUAAAUUUGUUAUCGCUAAGCCUGAUGUAUGGAAAUAAAGAUUUAUUUUUAAA